GAACCCCAAGCAAAGCAUAAUGUAGUAAGGAUAUUUUGUAAGUAUUGUAAACAUAUGGGGCCGAAAAUAUAAUAACCAAAAAAGAUUAAAGGGAAAGAAAAUGUAGUUUGUUUUCUUUUAUUUCCUUCUCUUGACUUCUCUAGAUCGGUUCGUGUGCCCUGUCUGUCUCAGCUUCCCUCAACCAUCAGAGAAGAAUGGGCCCUGGAGAUAGUGAAGCAGUGGAAUGCAAGUGUGGUAUGCCUCUUUGCAUCUGUGUUGUUGCUCCACCCAAAACCUCUAAUCCACAGGCUACACGGGCUCCUCCUAUGGCUCUUCCUCAGUCAGAUCCCAAACCAAAGUCUGACACGUCAGCUAAAAGUAAAGGUUCCACUUCCAGCACCAUUGCUAGACCAGACAAGCCCCAAAAAGAGUAUGAAGUCAGUGGGGAGGGAUUAAGAGAAGCAAUUAAGAAUGGUGACACUGCUGGUGUGAAAAAGCUUCUGAAUGAGGGCGUGGAUGCAAAUUACCAUGACAAGCAGGGAAUGUCAGUGCUUCACCUGGUAAUCUUCCUGCUCCUCUCUCUCUCUUUGCCACUUCUUUGCGUGGGUAAUUACAUAAUGCUUUGCUUUCCACAGGCGGUUCUGUUCAACCAAACUGAAAUUGCGUUGAUGUUAAUGGAACAUGGAGCAAGCCUUGACUACAAAAAUGCACAAGGAGAAACACCACUAGAUUGUGCUCCUGCAACACUGCAAUAUAAGAUGCGGGAAAAGAUGAAGUCGGCUUAAUAUGAAUUCAGGCAGAGUUACAUAUCUUUCCUCAAAAGUCUGUAAAGGGCAAAUCAAGGGUCAUGAAUUUGCUUGUAAGACAUCAAUAUUGACAUUCUGUAUGCAAUUUCUCGUCUUCUGUGAACUUCGAAACGUCGGCUUCAUCCACUCUUGUAAGUCUCUAUGUGUUUAUCCACUGGUUCAUUGUUGUCAACAAUUACAAUAUCGCAAUAUAUACAGACAAACUCAUCAUCAA
Molecule: messenger RNA, 999 nt
Organism: Brassica napus (rape)
Lineage: Eukaryota; Viridiplantae; Streptophyta; Magnoliopsida; Brassicales; Brassicaceae
Product: protein phosphatase 1 regulatory subunit 12A
Exons: 7
Coding region: 195-764 (189 amino acids)
Biological process (GO): protein transport to vacuole involved in ubiquitin-dependent protein catabolic process via the multivesicular body sorting pathway; protein targeting to vacuole
Cellular component (GO): ESCRT-0 complex
Molecular function (GO): ubiquitin binding; phosphatidylinositol-3-phosphate binding
Source: RefSeq, a predicted model, not a curated record